AAUUCGCCUCGCACGGUCGGAAUUGUCGCCGCGGAAAAUGUGGAUAUACGAAAAGUAGCGAAAACAGCGCGUUGCUUCAGUCGAAAAAUAUAGGAAAUCGUCGGGAAUCAGGCAGCAAAUGAUACCUGCGUCUUACGAAUUCUGACAUAGUUUUACGAUCGUCGCGCAAGCAAACACACCGUCAAUACAAAAACGCCGUUUUUCCCGUCGCGUUCCAGUGCUCCCCAUCGUGUGUGUCCCGUGUUUUCAGUGUACGACUACUGAAGAGGCCCAAGGAAUAGUAUUGCGGCCUCGGCGGCAGAUUGUGAUUGAGCUGGGACCAGCAGCCCGCCCGCAGAUUAACCGCCUGGAAAUGGCCCAGUAGAAAUGUUUUUGUGUGCAGUGCGUCCAGUGCCAUCCGCAGCCGCAUCCGCAUCAGCAAGUGCAUGAAUAAUCGCGAGUAACCAAACGCAUACCAAGUCUCUUCUUCCUGCUCCCGCGCGGAGUCCUCCUCCUCUUCUUCUUCUCCUGUCCGGCUGUCUGGCCAAAAGCCCCCCAAGCCGCCAAGAUUAAGUUCUCAAAGCAGCACGCCCACCACGCGUACCGCCACACGGACAACAUCUACGACGGCGGCACGGACACGGACGACGACGAAUGUCCGCUGGAGGCGACCGCCAUGAAUCCCUACGAGUAUGAGUCGACUCUAGACUGCCGCGACGCGGGCGGCGGCCCCGCCCCGGCUCACGCCCACCCACACGCCCAAGGACGCACGCUCCCCAUGAGCGGCCACGGGCGGCCGGCGACGGACCUCGGCCCGGUCCACGGCAGCCAGACGCUCCAGCACCAAAACCAACAGAACCUGCAGGCCGCCCAGUCGUCCCACUACGACUACGAGUACCAGCACCUGGCCCACCGUCCGCCGGACACGGCCAACAACACGGCGCAGCGGACACACGGCAGACAAGGUAUGUUUCUGGAUGAAUUUCUCACUGGCUAUGAAUUUCCCCAACGCUUCCUCCUGGAAGGAGUCACGCCAACGGCACCACCGGAUGUUCCGCCGCGUAAUCCGACAAUGAGUCGCAUGCAAAAUGGUCGUUUAACCGUUAACAAUCCCAAUGACGCUGACUUUGAGCCAUCUUGUUUGGUGCGAACGCCAUCGGGCAACGUUUACAUUCCUAGUGGAAAUCUAAACAUCAACAAGGGAUCACCCAUCGACUUCAAGAGCGGCUCGGCCUGCUCCACACCCACGAAGGAUACGCUGAAGGGCUACGAGCGGAGCACGCAGGGCUGCAUGGGUCCUGUGCUGCCGCCGCGCAGCGUCAUGAACGGACUGCCCGCACACCACUACUCGGCGCCGAUGAACUUCCGCAAGGACCUGGUCGCGCGCUGCUCCUCGCCGUGGUUCGGUAUAGGAUCCAUCUCGGUGCUCUUCGCCUUCGUGGUUAUGCUAAUCCUGCUGACCACCACCGGCGUUAUAAAAUGGAACCAGUCGCCACCCUGCUCCGUUCUAGUCGGCAACGAGGCCUCUGAGGUCACGGCUGCCAAGAGCACGAACACUGACCUCUCCAAGCUGCACAACUCAUCGGUGCGAGCGAAGAACGGACAAGGAAUCGGACUGGCCCAGGGACAAUCGGGACUCGGAGCCGCAGGCGUGGGAUCCGGCGGUGGAUCUUCGGCGGCCACUGUGACGACGGCCACCUCGAACAGCGGCACCGCACAAGGACUGCAGUCGACGUCGGCCUCCGCGGAGGCCACGUCCUCGGCGGCCACGUCUUCCUCCCAAUCCUCGCUAACGCCUUCGCUGUCCUCGUCCCUGGCGAAUGCCAAUAAUGGAGGAGCCCGAACAUUCCCUGCACGCAGCUUCCCACCGGACGGCACCACCUUUGGCCAGAUUACUCUCGGCCAGAAGCUAACCAAGGAGAUCCAGCCGUACAGCUACUGGAACAUGCAGUUUUACCAGUCGGAACCUGCCUACGUUAAGUUCGACUACACGAUUCCGAGGGGCGCCUCCAUCGGUGUGUACGGCCGACGCAACGCCCUGCCCACCCACACGCAGUACCACUUUAAGGAAGUGCUUAGCGGAUUUAGUGCCAGCACACGAACGGCCCGGGCCGCUCACCUGUCGAUAACGCGGGAGGUGACACGCUAUAUGGAGCCGGGGCACUGGUUCGUCUCGCUCUACAACGACGACGGGGACGUGCAGGAACUGACCUUCUACGCGGCCGUAGCCGAGGACAUGACCCAAAACUGUCCCAACGGCUGCUCCGGCAACGGUCAGUGCCUGCUGGGACACUGCCAGUGCAACCCCGGCUUCGGGGGCGACGACUGCAGCGAGAGCGUGUGCCCCGUACUGUGCUCCCAACAUGGCGAGUACACCAACGGGGAGUGCAUCUGUAACCCGGGUUGGAAGGGCAAGGAGUGCUCCCUGCGUCACGACGAGUGCGAGGUGGCCGACUGCAGUGGGCACGGCCACUGUGUCAGUGGAAAAUGCCAAUGCAUGCGCGGCUACAAGGGCAAAUUCUGCGAAGAAGUGGACUGCCCACAUCCGAACUGCUCAGGCCACGGAUUCUGCGCCGAUGGCACUUGCAUAUGCAAGAAGGGCUGGAAGGGACCUGACUGCGCAACCAUGGACCAGGAUGCGCUGCAGUGCCUCCCCGACUGUUCCGGCCACGGCACCUUCGACCUGGACACACAGACCUGUACCUGCGAGGCAAAGUGGAGUGGGGACGACUGUUCCAAGGAGCUGUGCGACUUGGACUGCGGUCAGCACGGACGUUGUGAAGGUGACGCUUGUGCAUGCGACCCGGAGUGGGGCGGCGAGUAUUGCAACACCCGUUUGUGCGACGUCCGUUGUAACGAGCAUGGCCAGUGCAAGAAUGGUACUUGUCUGUGCGUUACUGGAUGGAACGGAAAGCACUGCACCAUCGAGGGCUGUCCCAAUAGCUGCGCCGGGCAUGGACAGUGCCGUGUAAGCGGCGAGGGUCAAUGGGAGUGCCGCUGCUACGAGGGCUGGGACGGGCCGGACUGCGGGAUUGCACUGGAGUUGAACUGUGGCGACAGCAAGGACAACGACAAGGAUGGCUUGGUUGAUUGCGAGGAUCCCGAGUGCUGUGCCAGCCACGUAUGCAAGACCUCCCAACUAUGUGUUUCAGCUCCGAAGCCCAUUGAUGUGCUGCUCAGAAAGCAGCCGCCAGCUAUUACGGCCUCCUUCUUUGAGCGGAUGAAGUUCCUCAUCGACGAGAGCAGCCUGCAAAACUACGCCAAACUGGAAACCUUUAACGAAAGCAUUUUUUGGAAUUAUUUCAAUGCAAGUCGAUCAGCGGUGAUCAGAGGCCGCGUUGUUACAUCUCUGGGCAUGGGCCUGGUGGGUGUGCGAGUGUCCACCACCACGCUCCUGGAGGGCUUCACCCUGACCCGAGACGAUGGAUGGUUCGACCUAAUGGUUAACGGUGGUGGAGCCGUGACGCUGCAGUUCGGACGCGCACCUUUCCGACCGCAGUCGCGCAUCGUGCAAGUUCCAUGGAACGAAGUGGUCAUCAUUGACUUGGUCGUCAUGAGUAUGUCCGAGGAAAAGGGAUUGGCCGUAACUACGACACACACAUGCUUUGCACACGACUACGACUUGAUGAAGCCCGUGGUGCUGGCUUCGUGGAAGCACGGAUUCCAGGGAGCCUGUCCCGAUCGCAGCGCCAUUCUGGCUGAAUCUCAGGUGAUUCAGGAGUCGUUGCAGAUCCCGGGUACAGGCCUCAACCUGGUUUACCACUCAUCGCGUGCUGCCGGCUACCUGUCCACUAUUAAGCUGCAGUUAACUCCGGAUGUGAUUCCGACAUCGCUACAUCUAAUCCAUCUCCGCAUAACAAUCGAGGGAAUACUGUUUGAACGAAUAUUUGAAGCAGAUCCGGGCAUUAAGUUCACGUACGCCUGGAACCGACUUAACAUCUACCGGCAACGAGUCUACGGUGUAACCACGGCCGUGGUGAAGGUUGGCUACCAGUACACCGACUGCACUGACAUUGUGUGGGACAUCCAAACAACUAAGCUAAGCGGUCACGACAUGUCCAUCUCGGAAGUGGGUGGGUGGAACCUGGACAUCCAUCACCGCUACAACUUCCACGAGGGAAUCCUGCAAAAGGGCGACGGCUCAAACAUAUAUCUGCGCAAUAAGCCGCGAAUCAUCCUGACCACAAUGGGAGAUGGCCACCAGCGCCCUCUGGAGUGUCCCGACUGCGACGGUCUGGCGACAAAGCAGCGACUACUGGCACCCGUCGCCCUGGCCGCCGCUCCUGACGGCAGCCUUUUCGUCGGUGAUUUCAAUUACAUCCGCCGCAUCAUGACCGACGGCAGCAUCCGCACUGUGGUCAAGCUGAAUGCGACUCGCGUCUCGUACCGCUACCACAUGGCCCUCAGCCCGCUCGACGGAACUCUUUAUGUUUCGGAUCCAGAAUCACACCAAAUCAUUCGGGUACGCGACACCAACGACUACUCGCAACCGGAACUAAACUGGGAAGCAGUUGUGGGCUCCGGGGAGCGCUGUCUUCCUGGUGACGAAGCGCACUGCGGCGAUGGGGCACUGGCCAAGGAUGCCAAAUUGGCUUAUCCGAAAGGCAUUGCGAUUUCGAGCGACAACAUCUUGUACUUUGCAGACGGAACUAAUAUCCGUAUGGUGGACCGGGAUGGAAUUGUAAGCACUCUGAUCGGCAACCACAUGCACAAGUCCCACUGGAAACCAAUUCCCUGCGAGGGAACCCUGAAGCUGGAGGAGAUGCAUCUUCGCUGGCCCACUGAGCUGGCAGUCUCCCCGAUGGACAACACGUUGCACAUAAUCGACGACCACAUGAUCCUGCGCAUGACACCAGACGGUCGUGUGCGCGUCAUCUCCGGCCGGCCUCUACAUUGCGCCACAGCCUCCACUGCCUACGAUACGGAUCUGGCUACCCACGCCACCCUGGUGAUGCCGCAGUCUAUCGCGUUCGGUCCACUCGGUGAGCUUUACGUGGCAGAAAGCGACUCGCAACGAAUAAACCGGGUGCGCGUGAUCGGCACGGACGGAAGGAUCGCUCCGUUUGCUGGUGCCGAAUCCAAGUGCAAUUGCCUGGAGCGGGGAUGCGACUGCUUCGAGGCGGAACACUACCUGGCCACCAGUGCCAAGUUCAACACGAUCGCCGCCCUGGCUGUCACACCCGAUAGCCAUGUACACAUCGCGGACCAGGCCAACUACCGUAUUCGAUCCGUUAUGUCGAGCAUCCCAGAGGCAAGUCCGUCGCGCGAGUACGAGAUCUACGCACCUGACAUGCAGGAGAUAUACAUUUUCAACCGAUUCGGACAGCACGUGUCCACACGCAACAUCUUGACCGGAGAGACGACCUACGUGUUUACCUACAACGUAAACACCUCCAACGGAAAACUGAGCACCGUAACAGACGCGGCUGGCAACAAAGUGUUCCUGCUUCGAGAUUACACCUCUCAGGUCAAUUCCAUCGAGAACACGAAGGGUCAAAAGUGCCGCCUGCGCAUGACCAGGAUGAAAAUGCUGCACGAGCUGAGCACUCCAGACAACUACAAUGUGACCUACGAAUAUCACGGCCCCACCGGUCUGCUGCGAACUAAGCUGGACUCCACCGGACGAUCCUAUGUGUACAACUACGAUGAGUUUGGUCGCCUCACUUCCGCAGUGACUCCCACCGGUCGUGUCAUCGAGCUCAGCUUCGACCUGAGCGUGAAGGGAGCCCAGGUGAAGGUUUCGGAAAACGCCCAGAAGGAAAUGUCUCUGCUGAUCCAAGGUGCCACCGUUAUUGUGCGCAACGGAGCCGCCGAGUCGCGUACCACCGUUGACAUGGACGGCUCCACCACAAGCAUCACUCCAUGGGGCCACAACCUCCAGAUGGAGGUGGCACCUUACACCAUUCUGGCAGAACAAAGUCCACUGCUGGGCGAGAGCUACCCGGUCCCGGCUAAGCAACGCACCGAAAUUGCUGGUGACUUGGCCAACAGGUUUGAGUGGCGCUACUUUGUACGUCGCCAGCAGCCGCUGCAAGCGGGAAAACAGAGCAAGGGACCGCCACGUCCCGUAACCGAAGUUGGACGCAAGCUGCGCGUAAACGGAGACAACGUGUUGACCUUGGAGUACGACCGCGAAACCCAGUCGGUGGUCGUUAUGGUAGACGACAAGCAGGAGCUGCUUAACGUGACCUACGAUCGCACUUCCCGCCCCAUCAGCUUCCGACCGCAGUCCGGCGACUACGCAGACGUGGACUUGGAGUACGAUCGAUUCGGACGUCUGGUCAGUUGGAAGUGGGGUGUCCUGCAAGAAGCCUACUCUUUCGAUCGCAAUGGCCGUCUGAACGAGAUCAAGUACGGCGAUGGCUCAACAAUGGUCUACGCAUUCAAGGACAUGUUUGGCUCGUUACCGCUGAAGGUGACUACGCCUAGACGCUCUGAUUAUCUCCUUCAGUACGAUGAUGCAGGUGCCCUCCAGAGCCUGACGACCCCUCGUGGCCACAUUCACGCAUUCUCCCUGCAAACUUCUCUUGGCUUCUUUAAGUACCAAUACUAUUCGCCGAUCAACCGACACCCCUUCGAGAUUCUAUAUAACGACGAAGGACAGAUCUUGGCCAAGAUCCACCCGCACCAAUCUGGCAAGGUGGCUUUCGUACAUGACACUGCCGGACGACUGGAGACCAUCCUCGCAGGAUUGUCCAGCACCCACUAUACCUACCAGGAUACAACUAGCCUGGUGAAGUCUGUGGAGGUGCAGGAGCCGGGCUUCGAGUUGCGCCGAGAGUUUAAAUACCAUGCCGGUAUCCUGAAGGACGAGAAGUUGCGCUUCGGCUCCAAGAACUCGCUGGCCUCGGCGCACUACAAGUACGCCUACGACGGAAACGCCCGACUCAGCGGCAUCGAGAUGGCCAUCGACGAUAAGGAAUUACCAACCACGCGGUACAAGUACAGCCAAAACUUGGGUCAACUGGAGGUCGUGCAGGACCUGAAGAUCACGCGCAACGCUUUUAACCGAACAGUCAUACAGGACUCAGCCAAACAAUUCUUCGCCAUCGUGGACUACGACCAGCAUGGACGGGUUAAGAGCGUGCUAAUGAACGUGAAGAACAUUGAUGUGUUCCGCCUGGAGUUGGACUACGAUCUUCGCAACCGUAUCAAGUCGCAAAAGACGACCUUCGGUAGAUCGACGGCCUUUGACAAGAUUAACUACAAUGCCGACGGCCAUGUUGUUGAGGUCCUGGGCACCAACAACUGGAAGUAUCUGUUCGACGAGAACGGCAACACUGUUGGCGUGGUUGACCAGGGUGAGAAGUUCAACCUGGGCUACGACAUCGGAGACCGGGUGAUCAAGGUAGGCGAUGUGGAGUUCAACAACUACGAUGCCCGCGGCUUCGUUGUGAAGCGCGGUGAGCAAAAGUACCGUUAUAACAACCGCGGACAACUGAUUCACUCGUUCGAAAGGGAACGUUUCCAGAGCUGGUACUACUACGACGACCGCAGCCGCCUGGUGGCGUGGCAUGACAACAAGGGUAACACCACGCAGUACUACUACGCCAAUCCUCGCACUCCUCACCUCGUGACCCACGUUCACUUCCCCAAGAUCAGCCGCACCAUGAAGCUGUUCUACGAUGACCGCGACAUGCUAAUCGCUCUGGAGCAUGAGGACCAGCGCUACUACGUUGCCACCGACCAGAACGGCUCGCCACUAGCCUUCUUUGAUCAGAAUGGCAGCAUUGUCAAGGAAAUGAAGCGAACGCCCUUCGGCCGAAUCAUUAAGGACACUAAGCCGGAGUUCUUUGUGCCCAUCGACUUCCACGGCGGCCUGAUCGACCCACACACCAAGCUGGUGUACACCGAGCAGCGGCAGUACGACCCGCACGUAGGUCAAUGGAUGACUCCGCUGUGGGAGACGCUCGCCACGGAGAUGUCACACCCGACGGAUGUGUUUAUCUACCGCUACCACAACAACGACCCCAUCAACCCGAACAAACCCCAAAACUAUAUGAUCGAUCUGGAUUCCUGGCUCCAGUUAUUCGGCUACGACUUGAACAACAUGCAAAGCAGCCGCUACACCAAGCUGGCCCAGUAUACGCCGCAGGCCUCCAUCAAGUCAAACACGUUGGCCCCUGACUUUGGCGUCAUCUCCGGCCUGGAGUGUAUCGUGGAAAAAACAAGCGAGAAGUUCAGUGACUUUGACUUUGUGCCCAAGCCGCUGCUGAAAAUGGAGCCAAAGAUGCGCAACUUGCUGCCGCGUGUCAGCUACCGGCGCGGUGUGUUUGGCGAAGGUGUACUCCUCUCGAGAAUCGGCGGACGGGCAUUGGUUAGCGUGGUCGACGGAUCAAACAGCGUGGUGCAGGACGUAGUGAGCAGCGUGUUCAACAACUCAUACUUCCUUGACCUGCACUUCAGCAUCCACGACCAAGACGUAUUUUACUUCGUAAAGGAUAAUGUCCUGAAACUGCGUGAUGACAACGAGGAGCUGCGUCGCCUUGGCGGCAUGUUCAACAUAUCAACACAUGAAAUCAGCGACCACGGAGGCAGCGCCGCUAAGGAGCUGCGACUUCAUGGCCCCGACGCCGUUGUCAUUAUCAAAUAUGGCGUUGAUCCCGAGCAGGAGCGCCACCGCAUCCUAAAGCAUGCUCACAAGCGAGCAGUGGAGCGGGCUUGGGAGUUGGAGAAGCAGCUCGUGGCUGCCGGCUUCCAAGGGCGUGGCGACUGGACCGAGGAGGAGAAAGAGGAGCUCGUCCAGCACGGUGACGUCGACGGCUGGAACGGAAUCGAUAUCCACAGCAUACACAAGUAUCCGCAGCUGGCCGACGACCCCGGUAACGUGGCUUUCCAGCGGGACGCGAAGCGGAAGCGACGCAAGACCGGUAGCAGCCAUCGGAGUGCCUCCAACCGCCGCCAGCUCAAGUUCGGCGAGCUGAGUGCGUGAGUGGAGGCGUAUAGAGAGAAGCUGGUGGCGGAGGCGGAGCCAGAGGAGAGUGACAUGACCGACGAAGAAUACGGUGACCAGGAGGACUACCUAAUUGCCGUGGGCAAAAAGGAGCCAAGGGACAGCAGUGAGGCACUGGACGAGCAGAUUUUGUAAUUAGGUGAAAUGCGCAACAGCGACCACAAGAAAAACAACAGCACAACUCUCGAUGACACAACACAAAAUAAGACAACAAAAAAAAAAAACAAAGGACAAGCAUCAAGCAUUGAACACACUAAUUAAUAUAAACUUUAAUCAUGCUUAAAG
Drosophila mauritiana is the source of this 9217-nucleotide messenger RNA. RefSeq names its product teneurin-m (gene Ten-m). The record is from RefSeq and is a predicted model, not a curated record. Gene Ontology annotation, molecular function: protein binding. Gene Ontology annotation, biological process: motor neuron axon guidance. The transcript is spliced from 11 exons. NCBI's taxonomy places the organism in Eukaryota, Metazoa, Arthropoda, Insecta, Diptera, Drosophilidae. Bases 656 to 8911 code for a protein of 2751 amino acids.